Molecule: messenger RNA, 4543 nt
Organism: Trifolium pratense (red clover)
Lineage: Eukaryota; Viridiplantae; Streptophyta; Magnoliopsida; Fabales; Fabaceae
Product: pentatricopeptide repeat-containing protein At1g62260, mitochondrial
Exons: 4
Coding region: 289-2247 (652 amino acids)
Biological process (GO): RNA modification
Molecular function (GO): RNA binding; protein binding
Source: RefSeq, a predicted model, not a curated record
UAAUGGUUUGAGAAUCUUGUCCUCCUACGCUAUCCAUUACUGUUUCGAGUGAUGCUAUUCGUCUUGCGAGAACUAAACCUCAUUUUUUUCUUGUUUAUUUUCUUCCUGAUAAAAAAAAUUCCUUAAUCACCUCGUAUUUUUUUGCCUAUAAAUGUAAGGUGGUAUGAGUUUAUUAACUUUUUUUAAAAGCUGAGGCAGCUUUAGAAAGCUCGUAGCACAACACAAGGCAAAAACGAUACCGUAAGUAAUAAAUAAUAAUCGGUGUCUUACGUUUUCUUUGUUUCGACAAUGUCAACUUUGUACAACACUCUGAGAAGCACAAGAAACAUAAUUGCUCAUCGCAUACGCGCAUUUGCUUCUCAAACCAAAACCAACGAUACCACAACACAGUUACUAUACCAAUUGAACAAAAAUAUUUCCCAUUUGAUUCGAACUGGUAGAUUAACAGAAGCUAGAGCAUUGUUUGAUUCCAUAAAGCACCGAAACACAGUAACAUGGAAUUCCAUGAUCACUGGAUAUGUUCAACGGAGAGAAAUCGCCAAGGCACGCCAACUGUUCGAUGAAAUGCCUCACAGGGAUGUUGUGUCAUGGAAUCUCAUUAUAUCGGGUUACUUUUCUUGCCGUGGAAGUCGGUUUGUUGAUGAAGGAAGAAAGCUCUUUGAUCAAAUGCCCCAAAGGGACGGUGUAUCUUGGAAUACUGUCAUUAGUGGGUAUGCUAAGAAUGGAAGGAUGGAUCAAGCUCUUAGGGUUUUUGAAUCUAUGCCACAACGGAAUGUUGUUUCGUGUAAUGCUUUGAUAACUGGGUUUUUGUUGAAUGGUGAUGUGAAUUCGGCUGUUGGGUUUUUUAGGACUAUGCCGGAGCGUGACUCGGCUUCUCUUACUGGCCUUAUAUCUGGACUUGUGAGGAAUGGUGAGUUGGAUAUGGCUGCUAGGAUUUUGAUUGAGUAUGGGAAUGAGGGUGAUGAGAAGGAUGAUUUGGUUUAUGCUUAUAAUAUCCUAAUUGCAGGGUAUGGGCAGAGAGGAAUGGUUGAAGAGGCGCGGCGUCUUUUUGAUGGGGUUAUGAGUGAUCAAGGUGAUGGAAAUGAGGGUCAAGGGAGACUCAGGAGGAAUGUGGUAUCUUGGAAUUCGAUGAUGAUGUGUUAUGUGAAAGCAGGAGAUGUUGUCUCUGCUAGAGAACUCUUCGAUAGGAUGAUGGAGCGGGAUACUUGUUCCUGGAACACCAUGAUCAGUGGCUAUGUUCAAAUAUGUGAUAUGGAAGAGGCUUCAAAGCUUUUUUCCAAAAUGCCAAGUCCUGAUGAACUUUCAUGGAAUUCAAUAAUAUCUGGGUUUGCGCAGAUUGGUGAUUUGAAACAUACGAAAGAGUUCUUUGAGAGGAUGCCCCGCAAGAACCUGAUCUCGUGGAACUCGAUAAUAGCUGGCUACGAGAAAAAUGAAGACUAUAAAGGUGCUAUUGAGUUAUUUUCGCAGAUGCAGCUUGAGGGAGAGAGGCCAGAUAGGCACACUUUUUCUUCAAUUCUCAGCGUGUGCACCGGGUUGGUGGGUCUUUACCUCGGUAAGCAGAUACAUCAGUUUAUUACAAAGACUGUUAUUCCUGAUUUGCCAAUAAAUAAUUCCCUCAUUACCAUGUACUCGAGAUGUGGGGAAAUUGGUGAUGCACGUGGUGUGUUUAAUGAGAUGAAACUUUAUAAAGAUGUUAUAACUUGGAAUGCAAUGAUUGGUGGUUAUGCAUUUCACGGCUUUGCUGCACAGGCUCUAGAACUUUUCAAACUGAUGAAGAGGCUUAAAAUUCAACCUACAUAUAUAACCUUUAUUUCGGUUUUGAAUGCCUGUGCGCAUGCAGGAUUAGUCGAAGAAGGGAAGCAACAAUUCAAUUCCAUGAUUAAUGACUAUGGUAUUGAACCACGAGUUGAACACUUUGCCUCCCUUGUUGACAUCUUGGGACGGCAGGGACAGCUUCAAGAGGCUAUGGAUUUGAUUGAUAACAUGCCAGUUAAACCAGAUAAGGCUGUGUGGGGUGCUCUAUUAGGGGCUUGUAGAGUGCAUAAUAAUGUAGAAUUGGCCCAAGUAGCAGCCAAAGCUUUGAUCAGUCUUGAGCCAGAAAGUUCAGCUCCUUAUGCGUUGUUAUUUAAUAUAUAUGCUGAUUUAGGACUGUGGGAUGAUGCCGAGAGGGUGAGAGUGUUGAUGGAAGAAAAUAAUGUCAAGAAGCAAAAAGGGUAUAGUUGGCUAGAUUCUACCAAUCGUCAAUGAUAAAUUUUUCCAUUUAAAAAAAUACUUCAAUCAGCAAUGUACAUCAAAUCAUGCCAUUGUUAGAGAUGCUCCCGUUCAGCCUAAGUUCAUAUUGUCAGAUAGAAAAAUUGAUCUUGUCAUCUGAUUAAGUAGAUAAUGACAUAAAUGUUAAUUUGACAUGAAAGAAUAGUACAUCUUCUGGCAAAAAUGUGGAGAUCUAUUUGCUGGUGUCAGCAGCAAGGGACUGCAACCUUCGAUGGCUGCAGGAUUGAAGAAAACUUCUUUAAUCGCACUGCCUGUGAGAAAGAAUGGAAUACAGCAGAGGGAAACUUUGAGCAGAUUUUUGUUUUAAUGGCUAAUUUAGUUCUGUUAAUGUAACAUAUGAGAAAACUGAUUGUAAAUGGGGCCAUUUAAAUGAAUCCACGAGCUGUACCACCAUCCAAUGCAGUAGUAGGGAAUGAAAAUACUGAUACUGAAAGUGCUCGAUGCAGAAGUGAAGUCUUUACAAGCUCAUUGGUUAUGUAAAAGGUAAAAAUGUUAGAACUAAAUUUCUGUCAGUGCCUGACUCACUCUACCAGAUGCAAUGGUGAAAAGGACAAGGAAAGGAAUGGUCUGCUGCAUCAAGUGGUGCAAAUGUGGACAAUCUUGUAUCAUUUGCCCCUAUUCAUUAGUAUCUACCUUUUUUAGAAAAUGCAUUCAAACAAAAGGAAAAGAAGAGUGCUCCACAAGCUUCUGAUGAACAGGCAGAUAGCACUUCGAACAAGGGGAAAGGACAAUGUUCUCAAAAUUAUUUGACCUCCUCCUGGGUUUCAAGAAGAGAUACAAAGUUAGGAUUUCCUGAUCAUUGUCUCCAUGCACGACAGUCGAUGUUACGUAUGUUAUGUUCUGCUCUCUUGAAUUAUUAUAUGGUUGUUCUUGCAAAGAAAAGGAAAGUAAACUGUCGGAGCAAAUCAGGGUAAUACUGGUCGUGGGCUUAUGGGGUGGUGCAAAUUCCAUUGAUGAUGGAAGUGGAGAAUUACAAUUGGGAGCUUGCUUGGUUUCCAGAUAAGUCAAGCAAGUGAGUAUGGAUUGUAGCAAUGACAUGACAGAAGUGAAGAUAGAAUGGAGUGCAAAAUUUGAGAUGCUUGUGUGUUUAAUACUUUUAGGUUCUAUUUUUCAAAAAACAAAAAAUUGGGUUCUGGUACGUGUAUUUAGGUUAUUUAUUGGUUUUAGUUAAAAAUUUAAACUCGCACUACAGCAGAAUGAUGUAUUUAUGACCGUGACAAAGUGGUAAUCAGAUGAUGAGCUAGCUAUUGUGAUUUGUGAUGAAUGAUUUUGGCAUGCUAGCUUUUGGUUCUUUCCACCUUACAGAAUCUAAUUUUGGCUGAGGUUCUUUGAAUGGGAAAUCAAUCUUUAUAAUGAUAUGUUGGACCUGAUAAAUCCAGUUUCUCUCUCGACGGAGGAGGAUAGUUGGGGAUGGAGGCCGGAAGGGGGUGCUGUCUUUACGGUAAAUUCAACAUACAGGACUGUUUACGCGCUGUCUGCUUCGGAUAUUCUAGUUGUGCCGUUACACGCGGUGAUUUUUACUUCAAUCUGGAAAUGCCCAGCUCCAUCAAAGGUUAGUGGUUUUGUUUGGCAACUACCACACGGCAGAAUUCCGACCCGUAGCAACCUGCUUUCGAGACAUGUUAUUGAUAGUGACGGUGAUAGUUCUUGUGUUUUAUGUGGGGAAGAAUUGGAGACAGAACUGCAUUUAUUCAUUUACUGCGAAAUUGCUAUGCUGGUCUGGUUGGAAGUUUUCGCCUGGUUGCAGAUUCCUCUUGUGCUACCUCACAAUCUGUUCUCUAUUUUCAAUUGUUUGCUCGAUGUGGGGAAUCGUAAGGUUAGAAAGGGGAUGAUUAUGAUCUGCUGUGCGGUGGUUUGGAUCCUUUGGAGAUGCCGCAACUCUAUUCUAUUUGACAAUGAUAGGAGUGCGGUCGAUGAGCUUGUCGAGGCGGUAAAGGUUACUUCGUGGAAGUGGUGGAUUGGCGAACCGUCUCCCUCUACUUGCCUCUUUUAUGAAUGGCGGUCCGAACCGCGUUUAUGUCUUCUGCGCUGAUUCAGGCCAAUGGUUGGCGUUUUUCAGUUCUUGUAGCUUCAGCCUGGCUUUUGUUUUUUCUGGCUUACUGUGAUGUUUAGUUUUACGUUUUUUCCUUGCUGGUUGAGGGCCUGGUUUGUUGCUGGUUUCCUCUUUUUAUUUCUGUUUUGUACUCUCUAUUUGGGUGUUGAUUUAGCAUGCGCUAUGCUGGAUUUUAUACCCUUUUUUUUUUCAAUAAAAUUUAGCAGCUUUCAAAAAAAA